CCUAUAAUAUCUGUUACCCUAGAUCCCCUGCAGAUUGUGCUUUGCAUGUAAGGUCAGUACAAUGGAAUUGUCCUGAGCAGCAGAGUGCAGUUGUGUUUAUGUGUUCAGAAUGAUGAAGUCCCAGUGGGCUGUAUUAAAUACUCUUCUUUCACCGUGACCAUCUCGCUGCCAGUGAGAUUCAUUGUGUGAGUGUGUGUGGCAGCCAAUCGCUGGUUCUGAGGACACAAGCGUAACUUAAGUUGCAGUAUAAAAGUACACAUGUAGAAUACAUGAUUUAACAUUGCAUUUGCUAGCUGCUCUCUUCUUAACAUAUUUCUUCUAGAACUCAUUGGGGGCUGAAAGAGAUUCUGCUGCAAAAAAAACUCCAAAUCUCCAAAUCCCAAUAUAAAAUAAUUACAUAGUCACUGAAUGAGAACAUGAUAAAAUUAAGUCUGUGCACUUUUUGCCUCUGUGCCUUGCUAGUACUCAGCCCUGUGGAUUUGAAUGACAGCAAUCCAGCUCCUGACAAAGAUACCUUGUGCAGUGCCUGCACCUGGAGACAGAACAACAAGUCUUCUAGACUAGAAGCCAUAAAACUACAGAUCCUGAGUAAACUACGUCUGGAGCAGCCUCCCAGCAUCAGCAAGGCUACUAUAAAGCAUCGCCUGCCCAAAGCUCCACCGUUAGAAGAGCUGAUUGACCAUUAUGAUGUGCAAGGUGAUGACAGCAGUGAAGGAUCUCUGGAAGAAGAUGAUUAUCAUGCAACCACUGAGACUAUCAUCACAAUGCCCACAGAGGCAGAUCCCUUAGCUACAGACAAACCAAAAUGUUGCUACUUUAAGUUCAGCUCAAUAAUGCAAUACAACAAAAUUGCAAAGGCUCAACUGUGGAUAUAUUUAAAACCAGUACAGAGGCGUACCACAGUAUUUGUGCAGACCUUUAGACUUGCUAAGGGAUUGAAUGAUGGCACCAGGUCUACCGGAAUUAGAGCACUGAAGCUUGAACUAAGUCCAGGUCCUGGAACUUGGAAAAGCCUGGACGUAAAAACAGCUCUGCAAAACUGGCUAAAACAACCAGAAUCCAACCUAGGCAUCGAGAUUAAAGCCACUGAUGAAAAUGGAAAAGAUGUUCCAGUAGCCCACCGUGGAUCGAAUGAUGAUGGACUGAGUCCUUUUAUAGAGGUAAAAGUUAUGGAUACGCCAAAAAGGUCCCGUCGCGACUUUGGUCUUGACUGUGAUGAGCAUUCUACUGAAUCUCGGUGCUGCCGCUAUCCACUGACAGUGGACUUUGAAGCAUUUGGGUGGGACUGGAUCAUAGCACCAAAACGAUACAAAGCCAACUACUGCAUUGGAGAAUGUGGAAUUGUGUUUCUUCAAAAAUAUGCCCAUACUCACAUAAUUCAACAUGCCAACCCAAGAGGCUCCGCAGGCCCAUGCUGCACCCCAACAAGAAUGUCUCCGAUAAAUAUGCUAUAUUUCAAUGAAAAUGAACAAAUCAUUUAUGGAAAAAUACCGGCAAUGGUGGUAGAACGCUGUGGGUGCUCUUGAAUAUACAAGAAAAAAUGUGUAUAAAUCUUCCUCCCUUCAUAUACUGAAACCAUCUGUACACUAAGCUAAAGAAAGCAACCCUAAAUACAGGGUUAAUGUAGUAGCACGAUGUGUUAUAUAAACUACAGGAAGACAAUAUUAUACAUGUUACUGAAAUUGGUAAUGUGUAUAUGUACAAAGAAAAUAUUUCUGUUCUGUUUCAACUUUUUCCAACCCGAAGGACAAUUAAAUCUAUUCAAUAUAUUUUAUAUGAAGUAGAAUACAAUAAAAUACAUUUUUUACAUUUAAUGCUUAAAAGCAAUUUGCUACAUCCGUAUUGAUUUCUUACAGCAAAAACAGACUUUUUUUUUAAUGUGUCCUUUUUGAAUAUGAUUGUGGACAAUUUCAGAAAAUGGCAAACUAUUGUGCCUAGUUACAAAUUAAUGUAGAUAAUAUAUAAAGUCAGUUUUCUUUAUCAGAACACUAGGCUAUUGUGACAAAGGGAGAUGUUUUAUUUACUAACUAUCUACAUAAUUUCCCAUAAUUUUUAGCCAGCAAGUGGUUUGCAUGAAACAUGGUAUACCUAGUCAAGCAAAUGACAAGGUUUGACUUCUGAAUUGUAAAAUUAAAUGUGAAGAUGGGUCAAUAUGUGCCCCUAAUGACCAUAGCAUACUGGGUAACAUGAUAUUCAGAUAUUUACAUAUGUGUCGCGAUAUAUAUCGUCCUAGCCCUGCGAGAAGAAAUUCAUCCCUGAUGAAUAUGCCAUGGAUCUUCAGGCUCGGAGUGGCAAGUAAGUUAUAAUGCCUGGCUAGCAGCCUAGAGCGUGACAUUUUAAGCCCUGGGAUAUAUGUGUGUGUGUAUAUAUAUAUAUAUA
Messenger RNA from Pelobates fuscus (common spadefoot toad), 2379 nucleotides. Its product is annotated as growth/differentiation factor 8-like. Lineage: Eukaryota; Metazoa; Chordata; Amphibia; Anura; Pelobatidae. Bases 417 to 1526 code for a protein of 369 amino acids. The transcript is spliced from 3 exons. Gene Ontology annotation, cellular component: extracellular region. The record is from RefSeq and is a predicted model, not a curated record. Gene Ontology annotation, molecular function: growth factor activity; cytokine activity.